This is a messenger RNA of Bipolaris sorokiniana ND90Pr, 687 nucleotides long. RefSeq lists its product as uncharacterized. Lineage: Eukaryota; Fungi; Ascomycota; Dothideomycetes; Pleosporales; Pleosporaceae. Gene Ontology annotation, biological process: transmembrane transport. The transcript is spliced from 5 exons. Gene Ontology annotation, molecular function: transmembrane transporter activity. The record is from RefSeq and is a predicted model, not a curated record. The coding region runs from base 1 to 687 and encodes 228 amino acids.
AUGCCGGGCCGCAUGGCGCAUAUGCAGCAGGUCAAGUGGGCUACUGCUUACGCUGCCAUGUUAUCCACAACCCUCCUCUUCGCCCUUGACAACACAAUCGUCGCCAACAUCAAACCAGCCGUCAUCAACGAUUUCGGGCACCUCGAGCUACUCUCAUGGAUCGGCACUGGCUUCGCCCUUGGAACCAUGUUCAUCCUGCUCUGGGGUAAGAUCUAUGGUGUCUUCAACAUCAAGUGGGUAUACAUCUUCAACAUUGUCCUGUUUGAAGCCGGCAUCGCGCUUUGCGGUGUUACUCCAAAUAUGACAGCGCUGAUCAUCGGCCGUGUUGUUGCUGGAAUCGGGGGUUCAGGCAUGUAUUCAGCCCAAGACCUUGGCAUGAUCCUAUUUCUUGCUAUCAGUGGUAGCCUUUUCCACAACGUAGCCGUCGACAAAUUCGGCAAAGCUCUUCCAGAUUUCUCGGAAAAGGAGAUUGGAAACCUUAUCGCGGAAUCAAGCAGCAAGGCUUCCCAAGCGUUAUCUGGAACGGAAAAGACUCUGAUGACUCCAGAGAUUGCCAGUGCCAUGACCACUAUAUGGGCCUUCUUCCUUGCAGCUGCUGCAUUGAGCGUCCUGUGCUCUUUACCACUAUUGUCUCGGUUUGCUGAUACAUGGGUAGUUAUCGGAAGCAAGCUUGGCGGAAUUCCUUAG